Aaosphaeria arxii CBS 175.79 is the source of this 1455-nucleotide messenger RNA. RefSeq names its product zinc finger protein-like protein zpr1. The transcript has 3 exons. Gene Ontology annotation, molecular function: zinc ion binding. Lineage: Eukaryota; Fungi; Ascomycota; Dothideomycetes; Pleosporales. Gene Ontology annotation, cellular component: nucleus; cytoplasm. The coding region runs from base 1 to 1455 and encodes 484 amino acids. The record is from RefSeq and is a predicted model, not a curated record.
AUGGCACACCAAAGUCUCGCCAAAGACCUGUUCGAGGACAUGGGCCGAAAGGUCGCAGAAGCCAGCGCACAGGAGGGCGAUGUAGAUGGCACCAAGGUGGUGGAUGAGAUCGAGAGUCUGUGCAUGAACUGCCACGAGGAUGGCAUGACGCGCCUCCUUCUCACCAAGAUUCCCUUCUUCCGCGAGAUCGUCAUUAUGUCUUUCGAGUGCCCCCACUGCCACUUCAAGAAUUCCGAAAUACAGCCUGCCGGAGAGAUACAACAACGUGGAAGCAGGUUUACGCUCAAGGUCGAUGGCAGCGACGACCUCAGCCGCCAGGUCGUGAAGAGCGACACUGCUGUAUUCCGAGUUGAGGACAUCGAUCUCGAAAUCCCCAAAGGCCGAGGACAAUUGACAAACGUGGAAGGUAUCCUGGCAAUGGUUGCCCAGGACUUGAGCGUGAAGCAAGACGAGAGGAAGCAGGCCGUUCCAGAGGUAUACGAAAAGAUCGAGGGUAUCAUCAGUGCACUCAAGGACAUGGCCGCUGGCUCAAGAUUGCCUUUCACGAUCACCAUCGAUGACCCAGCUGGUAACUCCUCUAUUGAGCCAACCACUAGCGAUGCUGCAGGAAAAUACUCACGUCAUGAGUACCCUCGCACGGCCGAACAGAACACUGCUUUGGGGCUUGGUGACACCUCAGGAGAAGCACCAGCCACCGAGAUUCGCCCAGAGUACCAUGCCACACAAAUGUACCCCGAGAUGCCUGCCGGACAGGCGACCAACAAUGUUGAUGAGGAUGAAAUCAUCGAGAACCAGGUUUAUGCCUUCCCUGCGACCUGCCCCGGCUGCACAAAGCCAUGCACCACCAACAUGAAGAUGGUUAACAUCCCUCAUUUCAAACAAGUGGUGUUGAUGAGCACUGUGUGCGAUCAUUGCGGAUAUCGCAGUAAUGAAGUGAAGACUGGUGGUGAGGUGCCUGAAUUGGGUCGCCGCAUCAUUGUCACCGUAGAUGACAAGGAAGAUCUUUCAAGAGAUAUCUUGAAAGCGGAGUCAUGCGCUAUGCAAUGCCCGGAGCUGAACCUUAGCGUAGAGCCAGGAACUCUUGGAGGUCGUUUCACUACCAUUGAGGGUAUCCUCACCCAGGUUCGAGACGACCUUCGUUCUUCCAUCUUUGAUGCUGGCGAUGGUGGCGACUCGCUCGAUACCACAACCAAGGACAAGUGGGACAGCUUCUUUGGCCAGCUUACAGAGGCCAUCGAGGGCAAGAUCAAGUUCACUAUCAUUCUCGAGGACCCACUGGCCAGCAGUUACGUCCAGAGCUUCACUGCUCCGGAGCCUGAUCCGAAGAUCAAGGCUGAAGACUACGAGCGUACCGAUGAGGAAGAGGAGCAUCUUGGUCUCAAAGACAUCAAGACCGAAGGGUACGAGGAAGACGCGGAAACGAACGGCGAUGCGCCGACGACCAAUGGAGCAUAA